AUGCUGCGGCGAUCGCUCUCGAAUUUCAUGAACGCCUUUACGUCGUCCGAUCACACUUCUUAUCCGUUCGCAACGACCAAUCGCCAAGAUUUUAAGAACCUGUUAUCCGUAUAUCUGGAUGCGACAUUGCAUCCGUUAUUGAAAGAGAAUGAUUUUCUACAAGAGGGCUGGAGGAUUGGGCCUGAGAAUCCUCAGGCAAGAAAUUCCGAUGAGAAGGCCGAAAGCACGGAUUCUGCGCUUGUCUUUAAAGGAGUGGUAUACAAUGAGAUGAAGGGACAGAUGUCUGAUGCUAGCUAUUUGUACUACACUCGAUUUCAAGAUCACAUUUGCCCUGCAAUCAACAAUUCUGGGGGCGACCCUCAAAAGAUGACCGAUCUUACGUAUGACAAACUCAGAGAGUUUCAUGCGUCGCACUAUCAUCCAAGCAACGCAAAGCUUUUCACCUAUGGAAACAUCCCAGUCGCAGAUCAUGCGAAAUGUAUCGAUCGGCAUUUGAGCACGUUCAACAAUACGUCAGUUGAUGCAUCUAUCAAGUCGCCCAUUAGUUUAGAGGAAGGUCCGAUAUUUUGUACCGUCAAAGGGCCAAUAGACUCCAUGCUUGAUCCUCUGAUGCAGUACAAGACAUCUACUUCAUGGGUUCUAGGAGACACUUCCAAUGUCUUGGAGACGUUCUCUCUCAACAUAAUUUCUUCCCUCCUUCUGGGCGGUUAUGGAUCACCACUCUAUCAAGCUCUCAUUGAGGGCGGCCUGGGUCCAGACUUCACGCCUAACACUGGUUUCGAUGGAUCAUCGAAGGUAGGUAUCUUUUCUGUUGGUCUGAAUGGAGUUCGACAAGAAGACGUUUCCAAGGUCAAGGCCGUGUUGCAGGACAAGCUGCGCGAGGUUCAUAACAACGGUUUCAAUUUGGAAAAAGUAGAAGGUAUACUUCACCAGCUUGAGCUUUCGUUGAAGCACAAAGCAGCAGAUUUUGGCAUGAGCCUGAUGCAGCGUUUGGAACCUGGGUGGUUCAAUGGCAUUGACCCAUUUGAUGCAAUUGCUUGGAAUGAUACUGUGCACGCUUUCAAGCGUAAGCUCUCUGAGGGUGGCUACUUGGAAAGUUUGGUGGAAAAGUAUCUGCUCAAUGAUAACACUCUUACUUUCACGAUGGAGCCAUCAGAGGAUUUUGCUGCUAGGCUUGUCCAGGAGGAAAAUGCACGACUAGCAUCAAAGAUUUCCGCAGUUGUAAAGAAUUCCAGCAACAGUGCUGAUGCCACAAAGCUAUUGGAACGGCAGGAGUUACAGCUUCUCGAAGAGCAAGCUAAAGCCCCUGAUGAAGAUCUAAGCUCCCUACCUACCUUACAUGUUAGUGACAUUUCGCGUUCAAUGGAUCGAAAGCAAAUUCGAGACAUUGCCAAAGGACCCGUCCAAGUACAGUGGCGAGAGACAAGCACAAAUGGGCUCACGUACCUUCGGGCUAUUCAUCGGUUUGAUGAUCUUCCAACAGACCUUCGUAUGCUUCUUCCUUUAUUCACUAGCGCGGUAAUGCGGCUAGGUAACAAGAACAAAAGCAUGGAACAGCUCGAGGAUAUGAUAAAGCUCAAGACCGGCGGUAUAAGUAUUGGUUACCACACAUCGCCUGCCCCAACUGACAAGUUCUCAUCUACAGAGGGCCUGUCAUUUUCGGGGUAUGCAAUAGACAAUAACAUACCAGACAUGCUCGAAUUACUACGAACUGUCUUACUCGAGACUAAUUUCGAUGGACCACAAGCUGAGAGUAAGGUCCGACAAUUGCUUCAGUCGGAUGCCAGUGGCGCUCUGGAUAAUAUUGCCGGCUCCGGCCACUCGUAUGCUCGUCUCUACGCGGAGGCAGGCCUAUCGAUGAAUGGUUUGCACAAUGAACAAAUUGGGGGCUUGACGCAGGCUCAACAUGUAUUAGACCUGUCUUCUCGAGCAGAAUCCGAGGGUCUUGGGGAUGUGAUUGAAAAACUCAGAACAAUCCAGAAUUUGGCCAUUUCCAACUCUUCGUGCUUUAGAGUCGCUAUUACUUGCGGACAGGAAGCGACCACAAGUAAUGAAAGGGCGUUGCAGCAAUUUCUGGCGGGCCUGCCAAACGUGACAAAGAUUCCAGAAGUGGAUUAUCCCCCGCGCACUUACAAAUAUAAUCCUAGAACAUUCUUUGCUCUACCUUAUCAAGUGUCAUAUACGGCUGCAGUUCUUCCGACCGUCUCAUAUAUGCACCCUGAUGGCGCACCGCUCCAGAUUCUUUCGCAGCUGCUGACCCAUAAGCACUUACACCACGAGAUUCGUGAAAAGGGGGCGCCUAUGGCGGCGGUGCGUAUGCUCGAGGCCUGA
Molecule: messenger RNA, 2331 nt
Organism: Bacidia gigantensis
Lineage: Eukaryota; Fungi; Ascomycota; Lecanoromycetes; Lecanorales; Ramalinaceae
Exons: 1
Coding region: 1-2331 (776 amino acids)
Biological process (GO): protein processing
Cellular component (GO): mitochondrial matrix
Molecular function (GO): metal ion binding
Source: RefSeq, a predicted model, not a curated record